UAACCUUGAUGCGUAUACAAGAACUGCUCAUUGGGUUUGCUAGCAGCACCGAAACCUUACUGAACUAGCCAGAAUCCGUUGUAAAGCCACCAGCAAGCCUUCUAUUUCAUACAAAAGGGGUCAGAAUGCUACGUUCUUCUUAUUUUGACGGAUACACCGACAUAUCCGUGCAGGACGAGCACAAGAAGAACCGGUCUGUGGUGGGAGGCCUCUUCCUGAUACUGAUCGGCUCGUGUGUUCUUGUCGGCUAUGGAAUCUGGACUCUCCAGAACAAGUUCUUCUUCGCGCCCCUGCUCGGCAGUCCGCUAUACAGCCUCGGUGUGUCCGUUAUGAUAGCGGCUGGAGGAAGCGCCCUGGCUACCUGCAUGGCGGACGUCUGCGUAUGUGUCAUCUGUGCAAGGAGCGGCUGCAAGAAACCGUUCCUAGGUCUUCUUGUUAUCAUCGCCUUCUUGGGACUGGCUUCAGGAAUUGUACUGUUCAUAUCAAAGAACGAGCAGGUGGAUGGCACACUUGACGACAGACUUAGAACGUCUCUGGAGCUGCAAUACGGACAGCCAGGAGAAGAGGGCGUGACAGAUGCUUGGGACAGAACACAGGAGAAGCUGCAGUGCUGUGGGGUAGGUAACAACACGUCUGGUUACCUUGCCUGGAGGAGGAGCAUGUGGUACGCGAACCAGACAGACGUCAGCCCCAGUGCGCAGGUGCCGCAGAGCUGCUGCCUUGUGGAUGACGUCACGGGACAAGCACGCCAAUGUCAGUUUGACGUGCCGAACCAGUUCCUGAAUGACAAGGGGUGCCAAGACGAUGUUCAAAACGUGUUUUUCGAUCACGCUAAAGAGCUGGGGAUAGCGGCAACUGUGGUCAGUCUUAUUGAGCUGAUGAUUCUCCUGGUGACGCUCAGCACACUCCGAGAUCUUCAGUAAUUAUCAUCAUCGUGAUCAUCAUAUCGUCACUUGAACUUCAUUGUAAUGUUGAUAUGAUACGUAACUAGAUUUCUCAUGUGACUAGAUUGACACAACAGCGUCAUUCUCAAAUUUAAUGUUGCAUUAACCCGUCAGUGGUAACAUGUAUAUCACAAGUAAAUUGUACCUUCACUUAUAUUUGUAUUGAUAUUGAAUGACAAGUUGUUUUGGGAAUUCGGAAGCAGUUUCUCGGAAUAAAAGAAUUAUAGAUCUU
Messenger RNA from Branchiostoma belcheri (Belcher's lancelet), 1176 nucleotides. Its product is annotated as tetraspanin-11-like. Lineage: Eukaryota; Metazoa; Chordata; Leptocardii; Amphioxiformes; Branchiostomatidae. The record is from RefSeq and is a predicted model, not a curated record. The transcript has 7 exons. Gene Ontology annotation, cellular component: membrane. Bases 126 to 923 code for a protein of 265 amino acids.